CCGGCAACCACGUGGGGCUGGGGCGCGUUUCCGGUGCCGGCGACAGGAGGCGGAGUAGGAGUUCAAGCAGCUGGAGGGGACCAUGGCCAACAGUGAGCGCACCUUCAUUGCCAUCAAGCCUGAUGGGGUCCAGCGCCAGCUUGUGGGGGAGAUCAUCAAGCGUUUUGAGCAGAAGGGAUUCCGCCUUGUUGCUAUGAAAUUCCUGCAGGCUUCUGAAGACCUUCUCAAGGAACACUACAUCGACCUGAAGGACCGUCCAUUCUUCACCGGCCUGGUGAAAUACAUGCACUCAGGGCCAGUGGUUGCCAUGGUCUGGGAGGGGCUGAAUGUUGUGAAGACAGGCCGAGUGAUGCUUGGGGAGACCAACCCAGCGGACUCCAAACCUGGGACCAUCCGAGGGGACUUUUGUAUCCAAGUUGGCAGGAACAUCAUCCAUGGCAGUGAUUCUGUGGAGAGCGCGGAGAAGGAGAUUGGCUUGUGGUUCCGGCCUGAGGAACUGGUGGAGUACAAGAGCUGUGCCCAGAACUGGAUCUACGAGUGACGUGAGGGCCGCCCACAGUGCUCCUCCCACUCCCCUUUCUUCGUCCUCCCAUGGCAGGGGACCAGACUGUCACUGACCUCCUUAUUUCUGAGAACUUCCUUGUAAUCUGGAGAGACACUUGGAGCUGUGAGUGUUCCCUGUACAGUGUUAUGUGCUACCAUCAGAUUAAAAAGUUUCAUCCGAA
This is a messenger RNA of Molossus molossus (Pallas's mastiff bat), 725 nucleotides long. Its product is annotated as nucleoside diphosphate kinase A. The record is from RefSeq and is a predicted model, not a curated record. Gene Ontology annotation, biological process: UTP biosynthetic process; CTP biosynthetic process; GTP biosynthetic process. NCBI's taxonomy places the organism in Eukaryota, Metazoa, Chordata, Mammalia, Chiroptera, Molossidae. The transcript has 5 exons. Gene Ontology annotation, molecular function: nucleoside diphosphate kinase activity. The coding region runs from base 83 to 541 and encodes 152 amino acids.